AUGAGAGGAUUUCAGAAAGCUUGCAGGGGAGUCAUAGGUUUAGAUGCAUGCCAUCUAACUGGCAAGCGUGGUGGUGUUCUAAUGGCUGCAAUAGCAAUUGAUGGUCAUAAUUCUCUGGUGCCUUUAGGCAUUAAGGUGGCUAAGAGUGAAACCAAGGAGAGCUGGACUGGGUUCCUCAAGGAUUUGGCUCCAGCAAUCAAUGCACAUCAUGCUGGCAGAAUUACCUUUAUUUCUGAUAGGCAAAAAGGGUUGUUGGAAUCUGUUCCAAAGGUUUUCCCUGGUGCAAGAGUUAGAUAUUGCUUCAGGCACUUGUACAAGAACUUCAAGAAGUACCACAAGGCACCAACCUUGCACAACUUAUCGUGGAAUGCAUGCAAAGCUUACAAAGUGAGGCAUUUUCAGGAGCACUUUGACAACAUAUGCAAAGAAAGUCAGGCUGCUGGUGAAUAUCUUAGGAAAGAAGAUCCAAGUACUUGGUCUAAGGCUUAUUUUGAUCCCCUUAGCUGUUGUGAGCAUAUGAAUAACAAUUUCUCAGAAUCAUUUAAUUCUAUGAGUUCUAAUAUGAGAGAUAAACCAAUAAUCCAAUUAGGCAUGAUGUAUGGUCAGUUAGUAAUGGGUCUGUUAUUUAAGAGAAGGGAAGAAUCUGCUAAGUGGAAUCAAAAUGAUUUGGUCCCUGCUGCUGUUAAGUUGAUAAAUAAGACGCUUGACUUGGUUGGGAAGUUUGAUACAGAAGGAAGUGUGGUUGGACAGUUAAGGGGAUUCCCUUAUCAACAUGCUGUAUGUGCAUUGAAACUGCUCAGGCCAAACUGGAAAGAGUAA
This is a messenger RNA of Papaver somniferum (opium poppy), 819 nucleotides long. RefSeq lists its product as uncharacterized. Lineage: Eukaryota; Viridiplantae; Streptophyta; Magnoliopsida; Ranunculales; Papaveraceae. Gene Ontology annotation, molecular function: transposase activity; DNA binding. The record is from RefSeq and is a predicted model, not a curated record. The transcript has 3 exons. Gene Ontology annotation, biological process: DNA transposition. The coding region runs from base 1 to 819 and encodes 272 amino acids.